Molecule: messenger RNA, 8611 nt
Organism: Rhopilema esculentum
Lineage: Eukaryota; Metazoa; Cnidaria; Scyphozoa; Rhizostomeae; Rhizostomatidae
Source: RefSeq, a predicted model, not a curated record
UUAACGUAGUCCUCCCACUGUCAUCCAGAUCGCGCGCUAAAAUUUGAAGGUCUUUGAGAUGAUCAUGUUUAUUUUUAACAACAUGCUAUGAAAAUCUGCUUUUUGAAAUCAAAAUUUUAUUAGUUUUGACAUAUCUGUCACGUUCGGAUCUUGUUAGGGAUGAAAUUAUUCAGCUAAGAUGCCGAAUAAUUUUGCAGACAGAUUAGUAAAAUGGUGGCUUUAGUAAAGCCUUUUAUGUACAUCUGCCAUCAAUUAGAUUUACUGACUUCUCAUAAAUAAUUAUUUCCAACUUUCUACGUUCUACUGCUUGAUUUUAAAUCAAGUUGAAAGGCGAUCAGAAAUUAUCAAAUCUAUUCAUCGCCUUCUGAUUCCCAAACUCACAAGUUGCAAUAAACUAUUUCAUCACUUCAUAAUUUUGCCUGAAGCGAAAAUUUAUGUAACAAUGAAAACAUCAUGCGUAUUUAAAAGGCAGCUUCAACAUUAUUCUUGUUUCGAUUGUUUGUAUUGGGCAAAGCUAUUUUAUAUUUUUUUCUCAAUUUUUGCACUAUUGUUUUCGUGUCGUGGGGCUUACGUGUUUGCAUGGCGGAACAACAAACGGUUUUUUAAGAUGUGAGAAGAAUUUGCCUUAGACCAAAGACCAUGGACCUAGGACCAAGUGUAACUUUAGUGUUGCUUAGUUAUUCAAAUAUAUUGAAAAUUAAUAGAAUUUUAAAGAUCAAUGUAUAUUAUAAAACGAGUAGGAUUAUUUUACGCAACUAGGGUCCAAGUAGAUUUAGCAGUGCUUUGACAGACGUGAUUUAUUUCAUUCAAUUCAUUAUUAAUAAAUUUUUGAUUUUCUGUUAAGAUUCCAGAUAAAAUAUCAUCUUCUUCUGGUCUUUAAGAACUAUAUAUAUGUAAAUCAAUUUUUUAUACCUUAACAUUUCUUUUUUUGAAAGGCAGCAAAGUAGAAUUUGUUCAAGCCGCGAUGUUUCAAAUAUUUUGCUUUGUUAUAUUAUAACAUUUAAAAUCAUCAAGUAGAAUGUUUAACAUCAUAAAAUAAUCAAAUGAUCAUUAACAUUUACUAGUUUUAGAAUCCAUAAAAUUCUUGCUCCUCAUCCGUUUCAACAUUCGCAGGGAUGUGCCCUCCAAUUAAGAGAAUGCAAGGUACAACCCUUCCUUUUGGGAGUAAAAAUGCUUUUGGCAGAUAUUUUUCUUUGGUGGCUGGAUAAUUUUGAAGUUUUUAUUAGAUUUUUGGUAAAAGUGCAAUUAUUCAAAUUAAGAGAACAGGUGCUCCAAAUAUUAUGUAAUAUUUUGUCUAUAAGAUGACAAAGACAUUUUUGAGGCCUCAAAAAUGAAUUAAUAGGACAUUCAAUGUUACCAUAUAUGAGACGCAUCCUCAAACAAACCCAAUGAUAAUUCAAAAAAGGUUCGUCGCAUACACAACAAAAUACAGUAGAUAGUUCGUUACAGUGGUGAUACUAAUUCAGUUUUUAAAAAUAAAUUAGAUAUUUGAAUUUUAACAGAUUUCUUUAUAAUAUUUAGAAACAGGCAUGAAUUUCUCUAAAAAAACUAUAAAAGGAAGGUCCCCCUAGGUUGUGUUUAAAUGGUAAUUGCAUUGUUUUGAAUUUAACACAUAAGAAUGGUAACAGUCAAAAUGCAAAUAGCAAUCAGCAAAUAGAAGAAUUUGCGAUUCAAUUUAUCUUUGUUUUUCUUUUUCUGCUUUGAUAUCUUCUUUUUCUCUGCAGUUAAUUUUAAAAUGUGUUCUGUAGACAGUUAUUAGUGUUGAAGAGAGUACUGAAAUAGGAAAUGCUUUUAUCUAAUCAUUGGGUCAUUUUUAGUGUUUUAUUAACUUUUGUAUUAGCUAUUCUUUAUUUUUUCUCUUCUCCAUUUUUUAUGCUGCUAUGCUAAGAUUAUUCUAAAUAUUGCAAGGCCCUUCCUUUUUUGUGUUGACCUUUAAACAGACAAAAUUAUGGAACCUAGUUAUAAAAAACCUUAAGAAUAUUGCCUUGGAUUUUCUCCCAUUAAAAUCUAUUUGAGGCAGUCUGUUUCAUAAGCAAAAUGCCAUGUGCGCCACAAACCACACACCUACCUGAAUCCAUUUGUGUGAUGCACACUUCUAACAAUAAUGCCAUUUUCAACCUUGUUUAAGCUAUCCUGGCCAAACCUUUUGGAUCUUAAUAAUCAUGCGUUAAUAGUGACUAAUUAGUGGCUCUUGUUUUCCUGCGUUUUUCAAUGUAUAUUUCAACACUGCGCUGAAUUAUCUCUUCUCUCUCUUCAACUGAACAAUUUUUGUUGUUUAUACUAAUACUCAGAAGCAUCUCCAUACGAAUACUUCCCAUUCUUAGCCUCCUAUCUGAGACACAAGGCAUAGAGUGCUGAAUGCCCUUUCUACAGUAGAGUUGGAACCGCUGAUUGAAAUUAUUAUUUCAGCACUUAAGCAUACAUUUGGAUAUUCGUUCACAUAUCGUGUGCCCUAUAAUCUCUGUUUUUCCAUAAGACAUGAACGUUUUCAGUUCAAUCUUAUUUCUUUUCGAAUUCACCACGUGAAGAAAAGACGGCUCUUACUCACAAAAACAGAAAUGGUCUUUAAGAAAAAGUGAAUGAACUGUACACACAUGAACGAGAGGCUGGCAACGACCACACAUGAAUGGUGUGCAAAAGAACGGAAACAAGGUCACAUACCCGUCACCAUUUAUCAAAACUGUCAACAUUGGCAGAAAUAUUAUUGCCUAAUAAGAUUACAUACCAUUAAGAUAAAACACUACCCACAUUGUCAAAUUCAUCAUGCAGCACAAAUAGUAACAGAAAAUUGUUUCAUGUGUGCAGUUUAUCGCACUCAUUAUUAACUCCAUGGGUGUGUGGGUGCGUGCGCAUGCAAUCGCAAGGAAUAAUAAUAGGCCUGCCUAUUACAUCUCUAACUUAGCCUGGUAAGUAUGUGAUCUGAAUUUCAUUAUGAUCAGCCAGUGGCCCCUGAAGAAAACCCACAUGUUUUUCUGGCCCGGCACUCAAAAUACUUAAUAACCCCUGAUAUUUGUAUAGUUUAAAUACUUUUUAUAUGUUAAAAUGCUUUUUUUUGCAAUACAUUUUUUUGGAUUUUGGGGUAUUUUAUUUCAAAGCAUCAGAGUUCUGAGAUAUUUAGUUCAAGGUAUUUGAAUUAGUUAUAUAGAAUAUUUUUUUGGUUUAUAAACCCUUGAACACCAAGUGCAAAAUUUUUGAAGUUUAUAUGCAGUAACACAAUAUGCCUUGCUUGUGUAUCUAGUAGAUCCGAAAGCAAUUCUGUUAAUGUUUAGUCAUUGUUGAUAUAUAUUUGCUGUUCUGCAGUCCAUUUUCUGUUAAUUUGUAAUGUGCUUAGUGUUCAAGCAAUGUAGCCUUUUCUCUGUGUGACACUUAUUAGCUGAAAAAGCUAUAUACUGGUGAUAAUCAAAGAUAAAAGCUAUGUUGAAUUGUUUAAAGAAAAUAUUCAUGUUUUUGUUUGUUUCUGAAAAUGGCUGUGACCAAGAUAAUAGUAGAAAAUGAAUAAUUAUGAUGCAUUUAUUAAUUUUUAGUGAUGUAAAUAUAUAUUUACCUAUCUUUUGUUCAAUAGAAGUUGCACAUUAAUUCAUGAAUUGAAUCUCUGAGCCAGAUGUAGUAUUUAGGGGACCAGAUAAUUUAUUUGUUAUACAACAAGGUUAACUCAUUGGGGGUUUGUUAAUUUGUGAUUCAGCUGCAAAUAUGCAUUGAUAUGUUUGGCUUGAUAUUUUUACAUUAAAUAGAAUCAUGUUAAUUUACAUUAAAAAGCCAGUAUAGAUAACAAUUUGUGAGACAUUAUCUCUAAGUUUGGCAACGUUGCACUGCAUCUUAUUACUAUGUUUAAAUGCAUAGUUUUCUAACCUUUUUUAGUUGUGUUUACAUUCUGUUUCUUGUCCAUUAGUGUCAGUUAAGCUCCACCUUUUUUAAGGACAUUGAGAAAAAUUUUACUUACUUACUAACUAACUUACUAACUUACUUACUUACUUAUUUACUUGUCUUCUGAUAUCAUUUUUUCAUCAAACUACUUAACGACUUGUGUACAAGAGUUAAGGGGAAAAUAUGGUUAAUGUUUAGUUAACAAGAUUGAUACUAACAUGGACUUAUUCUCCAUCAAUAGAAUUCCGAAGUGAUGAUGACAAAAAAUAUAUUUUAAGAAUUUUUCAAUUUUGACCAUCUAGCCCAAAAAACCUUUAUGAGAUACUUUUAGAUCUGCAGUAUCAACUGAAUGUGUUCUACAAAUUGGCAGAGAUAUUGUCACAUUAGCACAAGUUCUUUUCCCAUCAAAUCACUGUAAUUUGGUUUUGGUCCAUAACUUUAUGAACCAGGCCAGAAUAACAGUAAUCCUUGAACAAACCUGAAAUCUUUCGGUGGCUAUAUCACACCCAGUUUCGAGCAUAAUUAACCGAUUCCGUGUACAGAGUGCUUUUCACCAUGUUCUUUCAGAUUAUGUAGUAAAAAUUGAAAAGAUUCUAAAAUAGAUUUUUGAUGACGUCACAUUUCGGUACUCUAUUGAUGUAAAUUUGGACGCAAUAGACGAAAAACGUUUGCCAUUUUUUUAAUUCAUGUGACCUUGUUUUUUUGUAUUCCCCCUCGACAGGCUCGAGCUGUGGCAUUCUGCUGGGUCAUUUUGAAUUCCUCUGUUGUCUGUUUGUCAUGAUUUGUCACUAUGUAAAGGUACAAGGCGAUAGGCAGGAUAAUCUUACAUCCAAUAACCUUUAGUCAACAUGAGGCUGGAGGAACCAAUGACAAAUGAUUGUACGCCUUUUCGAUGUCUUCUGAUAUCAGUUUUUCUAUCAAAUGACUUAACGACUGGUGUACCAGAGUUAUGGGGAUUAUGUAAGAAAAGCGGUCUUUGUUGGUAAUAUUGGAUAUUAGAGUUGAAGAAAGAAUCGCUUAACAAGAAUUUUAUCUUAAUAGAAUAAGAUUGGAUAAUUCCAAGGAGUAUGACCCAGCGAAUUUCGACUUGACAAAUACAGACAAGAAUUAUGCUUGCAACCAAAGGAAGUCUUCGUUUGAUUGUGUAUCUGUGGAUAUGUAUCUUUGAAUACUUUUAGAUAUUUUCAGUUUGUGUUGUCUCUAAACAAGAAUGGAGGCGACGUAGCCGGCUCAAAGCACGAGACAUUCUACAAACAGCAUUUUACUUGAGUUUUGUUAUCGCAUACCACUCAGUCUUAUUUGCUGUUUUCGUUUGAAAUGGGCGGUCCUCUUUUUGGCCUUCGCCUUUGGAUGUGGGAGGCCGAGAUUGAUAUCUUCUUGCAAGUUUUGUGUCGUUCCAUUGAUGCUGUUAUAAUGAAUCAGAUUUGAUCAAAAGACGAUUUGGCGUUUGCGGUUUUUAAACUAAACUUUCGGUUGCUGUUGAAUUCAUUUUAUAAAGCGUCUGUGGCACCAUAGUGACGUCAUUAGUUACCAGCCUGUCAAGCCAACAUCACCACCGUGUACUUAAUCAACAAUGUCAAGUUGGCCGCAGCCGAAGGAGGAAAAUUCUGAUGGUCGUUCCUAGCGAUGUUUGCAACCAACACCAACAUGCCGCACGUGACAAGCCCAGAAUUUAAUUCUAGAAUUAUUUAUCAAGGCAGCCAACUGCAGACUUCUUCGGCUGGUGGGGGUUUUCAUGACUCCGGCAUGGGAUAUUACAACUAUCCCGAUAUGCAAAGUUACCCUGGUGAAUUUCAGCCAACUGGUAUUGCGAUGGCAGUUGGAGGCCCGCGUUCUAACACCAUGGAUGAUCGGAAUACGAGCAAUUACCCUAAUCUGUCGACCUCACGAAAUCCCUUUCCUAAUUCUGUGACUAACAGUCAUGAAUAUUACGCGCUUGAAAACAUGGAUAACAGGGAACAUUACGCUUGCCAACAGAGUGUUUCCCAGGGUCAACCGAAUUCGAGAAGGAUCGAUCGUUCGCCCCUAGAUAGUUCAGCUGCUCGGAAGAAUCGUUCUUGGACCGACGCCGUAUUCGCCUCGAUGGACCGCGAGGCAGAAUCGAUUCUUGAACUGGUCAACGAAGACGCUAUGGAAUUAGAAAGAAUCGCAGCUACGAUCAAACAGGACUGCAAGUCGCCCAAUUCUACGGAUGCAUUUCUAACUAAUGAGUUCGGGCCAAUUUCUCUGCCUUCUGUUGGCGCCAUGAACGAUAUAUCGUGUUCGCGUUGGAGCCGACCUCAAUACCUUGACCCAAGCCAGCGCAGAAAACGUUCUCCGAGGUCAGAUCAACAGUACAUGCAUGAAGAUUAUAUCUUAUCAAAUGAUUUCCAAACGUUCAGUUUAGAUUCACCACCCGGACAAGAUUACCGAUUCGGAGAUUUGUAUGGAUUAUCGAAUCCAGUUGGACACUUCGGGUCGAAUCCGAGUCUGGGUGCUUACGCCCGGAAUAAUUAUCCGCAUCAACAUAGCUUUUUGAGUGACCUGCAGACAUACCAUGGCGCCAAUCCGUAUUCUACAUAUCGACAAAACUUCACAUCGGACAAUAUGCGGCCUGGAGCUGAGGUCAUGUUAGGCGAAACCUCACGUCCUUAUUUUAAACCUUGCUCUAAGGACAGAACCAAUCGCAUGAGAUCAAAACUAGUUGAUGCACAGGAAGACCUGAAGAAGGGCAGCGAAGGCAAUAGCAUCUCGAAAUCAAAACAAAGGGGCGAGUCAAAGAACAGAAUGUGCGUAGGUUCAGACGAAUACAAAGGAGUUCUCGGAAAGCGAAAAUGUGAUCAGACAGACGAUUGUGAGGUGCAGGCGAAGAAACCAAAGUUUUACUUUGAACGCGAAGAGCAUUACGUUGUGCAUAAAUUGCUGAGGGAACUAUCGUCAGCAAGUAUGCCGUCAGACCUGCCACGAACAACAUCAGCGUCGCUCUUCUAUCGUUUGCUGUCAUCGAAAGCAGAACCGAGAGUAAUGCAAACAGUUGGGGGAUCUUCUUCAUAUGGAAGAAGCAGGAAAAUUGUUGUCAGAGAUGAUGUUAGUGAAGAUCAGAUUGGGAAAUAUUCCCACGUCGGCUCUCAUCCGUUUGUUUACAUUCAUGGAGCCGCGUCCCGCGCCAGUCCGACCAAAAGCCUUAAGCUUAUCGAGUUGCUCACGACAAAGUCCCCGGAUCCGGAAGAACGAAGCAAAGAGGAUAAGGAAAACAAGGAAGAGGCUGGCAACCUGGAAGUUAAACUGGUGAAGAGUGAAGAACCUCUGUCACAAGAAGAUAAAGACAAUGAAACUGGAGGCGAUGCCAUCAGGUGAAAUUAAUUCAGACUAUGUUACUAUCAUCUUCUGUUUCAUCGUGUAUUAUUUUAUCUGAAAUCUUCCCAGAUUACCAAGUAAUAUAAAUAUAUGUAUGAAGAUGUAUUGGUUCAAUCUUUUUCAAUAAGGCACUAGAAUAUACAUAGGCUCUGUGCCCCUUCUGUUUGGAGUACCAGUGUACAAACUUUGAAGAAUGCCAUUUGCUUGAUCAACACCACCAACCAUUUUUCGAUGCCCCCUUGACAACACUAGCUUAUCAUAGAACAAUUUUUUCUAGCCCAAAGAUUUAAAAUUUUAUUGAAAUAUCUUUAACCAGGAUUUUAUUCUAGUGCCAUUGAUUUUAGUCUCCCAUUCAUUUGUGUUUGUAGGUUGUUGGUGUUUUGUCGACCUCAAAUGAUCAUAAAGUCCAAAAUUGUCUCAUUAAGAGUUACGUUUCCCUACAAUCCCCGUACGUGCAUUUUCAAGUUAAUUCACUGAAAUAUACGUCAGUGUCAAUUGAGAUUAUCAAAAUAGUUCUGCUUCUAGAGGGUAGGAAGAGCCGACCAUGUAAGUGCGCCCAGUCACUAUAUGUUGUCUUAAUGGUUGUUCUAUGACGAAAUGCUACUUUCCCUGCUGAUGUGAUACAAGCUUUUGAAUUCACUUUCUAUGCUCUCUGUUAAUGAUGGCAAAAAAUUAGCAAAAUAAUGAAUUGCGCCUGUAUCUAGAUAUAUUAAAGGGUUUAUGGUUCCUUUAUAAGAGAAGAAGCUUUCUGAGAUGAUUCUAGGCCGGCAUCUCUCUCCUUCUUCGCUAGGGUGUCCUUCAUUUUGCUAGAUUGUAUAAGUAUUGUACUGGGCUAAAUGCAGAUGCAAAAGCAUCUUUCGUAUCCGCCGUUGACCUCUACUUGGUGUUGGCAGGCCUCAUUUUGGCUAGACAUAUACAGUCAAGGGUCAAUUCUAGAAUCAGACCUGCCAUUUUAACGGAAAAACCAAACUUACUGUCGCCUAAUGACUGUUAUUCUACACCUUAUUACAAAAACUUGAAGUUAUUUCUACAUUUUCACAUCUCCGCACACCAAAUUCUAUAUGCGCCCUCGUAAUGGUCCUAUCAAAGUCUUUUCUAAAUUUUAGUUUAUUCAUUUGCACCUUAGCAGUUGUUAUCAUUGACUUUAUAAGUAAAACUAAUACUUUCUCUUUGAAACAAUUUAUCAUACGUAGAUUCAUUUUAUUGAUUAUUUUCAACGAUAAUUAUGUUAUUAUAUUUUCCAUUGGUAGCAAUAAUGUUAAUAUUUUCCAUUUUUUGUAUAAAAGUAUAAAUUGCUUUUGUAAAUAAUUUGCCUUAUACCAUAACCUAAAAAUUAUUUCCUAGGAUUAUAUCUGUUAGACUUUAGGUAACCAUCUCUGCAAAUAUGAAUUUUAAAGCAAAUUUCAACAAA